Messenger RNA from Cryphonectria parasitica EP155, 339 nucleotides. RefSeq lists its product as uncharacterized. Lineage: Eukaryota; Fungi; Ascomycota; Sordariomycetes; Diaporthales; Cryphonectriaceae. The transcript has a single exon. The annotation marks the transcript as partial. The record is from RefSeq and is a predicted model, not a curated record.
CGGGCGUAUCAAACCUCGUGCGCCCUCCGGCUCCCCUACAAGGAUGACCAAGACCGUGAGAGCGUCAAGCCCCGCUCGAAUGAGGGUACGCAGAGCAACCUGGACGAUGACGCGGCGGCACACACGGACACGGCGUUUGAUUCCUCCGAGACGCGGCCCGAGAAGGAGAAGGAGUCGGCCGGUAAGGAAGGAGGCAAGGACGGGAACCCGCUGGAGUCGAGCGGAGCGAGCCAUGACGAAUCGGUGCCGCUGGGCCAGGAUGGUGGCGGCGAGAUGCACCAGACCACCAAGAGCGACAGGUCGAAGGCGAGCGGGCCUGGCGAGCAGAAGAAGAAGGGU